Diprion similis is the source of this 1488-nucleotide messenger RNA. RefSeq lists its product as uncharacterized. Bases 1 to 1488 code for a protein of 495 amino acids. Gene Ontology annotation, molecular function: catalytic activity. Lineage: Eukaryota; Metazoa; Arthropoda; Insecta; Hymenoptera; Diprionidae. The transcript is spliced from 2 exons. The record is from RefSeq and is a predicted model, not a curated record.
AUGGCAGACAAUGAGCUCAGGGUCGACAAACUCAAUAUCAUUGCGAUUAAUGUAAACUCUAUUAUCACCAUUCAAUGCAGGAUUAACCUAUCCGAAUUAGUAGCCAAGUACAAACCAGACUUUGUCCUCCUAAGCGAAACAAAGCUUAACAAUCGAUUCAAAAUUGCUAUUGAAAACUAUUCAAUGAUCAGAAACGAUAGACCGAAUUCAAAACAGGGCGGUGGAACUGCAAUGCUGAUAAAGAACCCAUUUGAAUUUGUGCAGAUUACGCCGGUAUGUUUGUCAGGGGCAAAAGUCUUAGAAGCUUCGGUCGUGAAAUUGAAAGUUAAUAACUCUUUCUAUUCAUUCAUAAUUGCUGUCUAUGCACCGGGCGGUCAUAAAAAAGAAUUUGUUCCGGAGAUCGGUAAGCUCUUUGAAGAGUUGGAUUCAUCUGAUCCGUCGAACCUGUAUAUUUUGGCUGGAGAUCUCAAUGCGAAACACACCUCGUGGCAAAACGCAACCAAUAAUCCCAGAGGCGUAUUGUUGCAUAAAUGGAUUAAUGAUAAUGAAAUUGAUCUAAGGCUGCAGCUAUUUGGCUCACUAUUGUCUUCGUAUCCGCGAGGGAGUUCAUUUAUAGACAUAUGCUUAGCGGAUAAUAGAUUAACGGCUCAUGGAACAACAGAUGAUUACAGGCUUGAGUCGCGACCGUACGACAGUGACCACAAUGCGAUCCUAAUGGCCUAUUCAUUUCAUACGUCACUUCCGUUUGUGUUAGAAAAAAAAACCGAAAAUCGUUUAUAUAACUUUGCCGCGACAGACUGGGAAUCUUUAGCAAAGUGUGUUGACAAAUCGAAGGAUUUAGAAAUCCCCGACGAUAGAAAUCUGGCUUAUAUCGAAAUUGAUAGUUACCUAACCAAGAUUGAUAGCGUUAUCAAGGAUGCCGUAGAUAGAAUAGUGCCGAAAAUCAAAACGAACCAGAACACCUUGAAAGCAUACACUACACAUGAAAUAAAAAAUCUACACAAACACAAAACUUACUUAAUCUCGCAGAUAAACAAACUCCACAAACAAAAUACACGAGCCCCUAUACCUGUUUUAACUGUACCUAGCGACAAAGUAAAUCUUUUAACGGAUGCUAGAAUCACUCAUGAUGCCGUGGCCAGGGACCAGUCAAAUAACUUUAUUAUUGCAAAGCAAGACGAUAAGCUGAAUUUGAUCGGGGCGCAUUUUGCCGCCACAAAUAUCCAGAACGUUAACUUAGGAAAACCCAAUCUUAUAAAAAUAGUUGAAACUAAAGUUUCGGAACUAAAACGAGAGAUGGAGGAAGACAAAGCCAGCAACAGAACGGUAGUUUCCUUCUCUAAACACAACACAGCGACUUGUCCGUCAAGGGAGGAAAUUCCAAACUACUUUACGUCUCUAUCCGAGUUAUUGACGUUAUUUAAAAACCUGAAUAAUAAGAAGUCUGCGGGAUACGAUAACAUCCCCAAUGUAGUCCUAAAGCACUAA